Molecule: messenger RNA, 7310 nt
Organism: Dicentrarchus labrax (European seabass)
Lineage: Eukaryota; Metazoa; Chordata; Actinopteri; Moronidae
Gene: kif21a
Product: kinesin family member 21A
Exons: 35
Coding region: 368-5149 (1593 amino acids)
Biological process (GO): mitotic spindle organization; microtubule-based movement
Molecular function (GO): microtubule binding; microtubule motor activity; ATP binding
Source: RefSeq, a predicted model, not a curated record
CGCGCGGCAAUGGCUCACCUAGCAGCAGCAGCAGCAGCAGCAGCGGCAGUCUGCUUAUGGGCUCGAGCCGGAGCUGAAGCAUCCGGACUGAACUGCGCAAAGAUGCGGCGCACGUAGACGCGACAUGCGGACCGCACCGCCUCACCUCCUCGCUGAUAUCAUGGUUGAAACGCCGUUAAGAUAAUUGUUGUGUUUGUUUUGAAAUGGCGGCGUUGAAGUCAAGGUGAAGAGCUCCUUUGCUCGGUCCGCUCGCCUGCCUGCCGGAGGAGGAGUGCGCACUUUUUUCUCGCUCUUUUGCCAGGGCAAGCAGCCAGCACAGAUAAAUCCGCUUUUUGUUCUCUUUCUGUCGAUUAUUGUGUAAGGAAUCAUGACGACGGGGCAGGAUGAGAGCUCAGUCCGUGUGGCACUGAGGAUUCGUCCUCAGCUGGCCAGGGAGAAGAUAGAGGGAUGUCACAUCUGCACAUAUGUGAUGCCCGGGGAGCCUCAGGUGAUCCUGGGGAAAGACAAGGCCUUCACCUACGACUACAUGUUCGACAUGGACUCCCAGCAGGACUCCAUUUACACCUCCUCCAUCGAGAAGCUGAUCGAGGGCUGCUUGGAGGGCUACAACGCCACUGUUUUUGCAUAUGGACAGACGGGUUCAGGGAAGACCUACACCAUGGGGACGGGCUUUGACGUGAACAUAUCCGAUGAGGAGCUAGGUAUCAUCCCCCGUGCCGUUCACCACCUCUAUAAGGGCAUCGAGGAGCGCCGACAGGCCGCCCAGGAACAGGGACGCCCUGUACCUGAGUUUAAGAUAAAUGCCCAAUUCCUUGAGCUUUAUAAUGAGGAAGUUCUGGACCUGUUUGACUCCACACGAGACAUGAAGCAGAAAUCUCACAUCAAGAUCCAUGAAGACGCCAAUGGGGGAAUCUACACAGUAGGAGUGACCACACGGACUGUGUCCUCUGAGGCUGAGAUGAUGCAGUGCCUGAAGCUGGGGGCUCUGUCUCGCACCACAGCCAGCACUCAGAUGAACGUCCAGAGCUCUCGAUCCCACGCCAUCUUCACCAUCCACCUGUGCCAAGUUCGCGUCUGUGCCUCUGACAAUCAAGAAACUGAGACUGAUAACAGAGUCUCCAACGGAAACUCUGAGAUGGAUGAGUACGAGACUCUGACAGCCAAGUUUCACUUUGUUGACCUGGCCGGUUCUGAGAGGCUGAAGAGAACUGGAGCGACUGGCGAUCGAGCCAAAGAGGGCAUCUCCAUCAACUGUGGACUGCUUGCUCUGGGGAAUGUAAUCAGUGCUUUGGGUGACCGAGGCAAACGUGCCUCACAUGUGCCUUACAGAGACUCCAAACUCACCCGACUUCUACAGGACUCAUUAGGAGGAAACAGCCAAACAGUGAUGAUUGCGUGCAUUAGCCCAUCUGACCGUGACUUCAUGGAGACGCUGAACACAUUAAAGUAUGCCAACCGAGCCCGGAACAUCAAGAACAAGGUGAUGGUGAACCAGGACAAGGCCAGCCAGCAGAUCAGCGCUCUGAGGACGGAGAUAGCUCGACUGCAGAUGGAGUUAAUGGAGUACAAGACAGGUAAACGCAUGGCAGGUGAAGACGGUGUGGAGAGCUUCAGCGACAUGUUCCACGAGAACUCCAUGCUGCAGACAGAGAACAGCAACCUAAGGGUGAGAGUUAAGGCUAUGCAAGAGACCAUCGAUGCCCAGAGGGCACGGCUCACCCAGCUGCUCAGUGACCAGGCCAACCAGGCCCUCAGCAGGGCAGGUGAAGGUGGAACUGAAGAAAUUGGAAACAUGAUUCAGAGUUACAUCAAAGAGAUUGAAGACCUCAGAGCCAAACUCCUGGAGAGCGAGGCUGUAAAUGAGCACUUGAGGAAGAAUCUGUCUCGCGCCUCCAAUCGUCAGUCAUUCUAUGGAGGGCCCGGCUCCUUCUCCUCCACGACACUGGCCCCUGAGAAGGAGACUUCUGACAUCAUUGAACUCGCCAAAAAAGACCUGGAGAAACUGAAGAAACGAGAAAAAAAGAAAAAGAAAAGACUCCAGCAGCUGUUGGAGGAGAGAGAGAGGGAGGAAAGGGAGGAGGUGGUGGAAGAGGUUGAGGACGCCAGUGCCAACAAAGAGGAAGUUCCUGACAACGAGCAAGAAAAGGGCACAGAGAAGGAAAUGACUGAGCGAGUCAAUGAGGACGCAGAAAUGGAUGUCCAGGAAGGCAGUGAUCAUGAGGAAGGAGAAGAGGAGGAGGAGGAGGAUGAAGAGGAGAUGGAUGUGGAGGAGAGCUCAGAUGAUUCUGACUCAGAGUCUGAUGAAAAAGAGAACUUUCAGGCCGAUCUGGCCAACAUCACCUGUGAGAUCGCCAUCAAGCAGAAGCUGAUUGACGAGCUGGAGAACAGCCAGCGGCGUCUGCACACACUCAAACAGCAGUACGAGCAGAAGCUGAUGAUGCUGCAGUGCAAAAUCAAGGACACCCAGCUGGAGAGGGACCGUGUCCUCCAAAAUAUGACUUCGGUAGAAAGCGGCACAGAGGACAAGGCUCGUAAAAUCAAGGCUGAAUAUGAGAAGAAGCUGAGCGUCAUGAACAAGGAGCUGCAGAAGCUCCACUCGGCUCAGAAGGAGCACGCCCGCCUGCUGAAGAACCAAUCACAGUACGAGAGACAACUGAAGAAGCUCCAGAUGGAUGUGGCAGAAAUGAAGAAGACGAAAGUCCGUCUCAUGAAGCAGAUGAAGGAGCAGCAGGAGAAAAACAGAAUGAACGAGUCUCGCAGAAACAGAGAAAUUGCUUCCUUAAAGAAAGACCAGCGCAAGCAAGAGCACCAGCUGAAGUUACUGGAGGCUCAAAAAAGGCAACAGGAGCUUAUUCUGAGAAGAAAGACAGAGGAGGUGACUGCUCUGAGGAGGCAAGCCAGGCCAACCUCAGGUAAGGUCAUCAGGAAGGUCAAUCUCCCAGAACCAGUCCAGGACUCUCCCCACAGACCUCCAUCUGGACGCAUGUACUCCUCCGGCAACGCUGCUCCCAAUGGCACUCGGUUUUCCUACAGGCGUACAGUCGGCGUUUACUCCACCAGAGUUGCACGCAAUAAAUGGCAGUCUCUGGAGCGCCGGAUCUCUGAUGUCAUCAUGCAGAGGAUGACCAUCUCCAACAUGGAGGCAGACAUGAACCGCCUCCUUAAGCAACGAGAGGAGCUGACCAAGCGUAAAGAGAAGGUCAUCAGGAAGAGGGACCGGUUGGUCAGGGAGGGGCCAGAGGCAGAGAAGGCAGUGCUUCCUCUUAAUGAAGAAGUGGAUGCAUUGACGGCCAACAUUGACUACAUCAAUGACAGCAUCGCAGACUGUCAGGCCAACAUCAUGCAGAUGGAGGAAACCAAGGAGGAAGGCGACACAGUGGACGUCUCUGCUAUAGUUGGUUCAUGCACCCUGACAGAAGCUCGUUUUCUGUUGGAUCACUUCAUGUCAAUGGCUAUCAACAAGGGUCUCCAGGCAGCCCAGAGGGAGUCUCAAGUGAAGGUGAUGGAGGGCAGGCUGAAGCAGACAGAAAUCACCAGCGCCACACAGAACCAGCUGCUCUUUCACAUGCUGAAGGAGAAGGCCGAGUUCAACCCGGAGCUGGAUGCGCUGCUGGGGAACGCACUGCAAGAGCUAGGUAACAUCCCUGCUGAAAAUGGGGACGAUAGCAGCAGUGAUGAGUCUGCCCAGAGCCCUUCUGCAGAGGGAAACACCUUGGCAUCAGAUCUCAUAAAACUCUGUGGAGAAACCAAAACCAGAAAUAAGGCUCGUAGAAGGACCACCACUCAGAUGGAGCUGCUAUAUGCCAACAGUGACUCCGCCCCUGAUGCACCCACUGCAGACUUCUCCAGUCCGAUGCUGCCGUUGGCUGAAACACCGGAUGGGGGAGGAGACAUGGACUCGUCAGGCUCAUCAGUCAGGGACUACACAGCUCUCUCCCCCGGCUUUUCCUCUAAAAUGGGCAGCAUUUCUGGCUCCAGAACUUCGUCAGGGGUGGAAAAGCGAGCUCCGGAGCCUUCCCCGCUCUCUCGCAGGAAGACCUAUGACAAGGCACAAGCAGCGGCCGACAGGGCAAAGGUCAAGGAGAUUAAACAGGGCAUCAUUAACCCGGUGCCAGCCACAAAGAGCAGUCGGUCAUCAACAUUACAGUGCGUCCACGUGGCAGAGGGACACAGUAAAGCUGUUCUCUGUGUCGACUCCACUGAUGACCUUCUCUUCACUGGAUCCAAAGACCGGACCUGUAAGGUGUGGAAUCUGGUGACGGGUCAGGAGAUAAUGUCCCUGGCCGGUCACCCCAACAAUGUGGUGUCAGUCCGCUACAGCUCCAGUUUGGUCUUCACCGUCUCCACCUCCUAUAUCAAAGUCUGGGACAUCCGGGACUCAGCCAAGUGCAUCCGAAUACUAACGUCCUCUGGUCAGGUUAAUGUUGGGGAUGUCUGUGCGUCUAACACCAGUCGGACUGUCACCAUCCCAGCCGGGGAGAACCAGAUCAAUCAGAUCGCUCUCAACCCCAACGGGACGGUUCUAUACGCCGCUGCUGGAAACUCAGUCAGAGUCUGGGAUCUGCGAAGAUUUGCAUCCACAGGGAAACUUACUGGUCACCUCGGUCCAGUGAUGUGUCUGACUGUGGAUCGCUCUGGAAACAACCAAGACCUGGUGAUCACCGGGUCCAAGGACCACUACAUCAAGCUGUUUGAUGUGACCGAAGGCUCUCUGGGUAGCAUCAGCCCAACACACAACUUUGAACCUCCACAUUACGACGGUAUCGAGUCACUGGUGGUCCAGGGAGACAUUUUGUUCAGCGGCUCUCGAGACAACGGCAUCAAGAAGUGGGACCUGGACCGCAAAGACUUGCUGCAGCAAGUCCCGAACGCCCACCGUGACUGGGUUUGUGCACUGGGUGUUGUCCCCGGGUCCCCGGCCCUGCUGAGCGGCUGCAGAGGUGGGGUGCUCAAGCUGUGGCACACGGACACACUGGGGACUCUGGGGGAGCUGAAGGGUCAUGAGAGCCCCAUCAACAGCAUCUCUACCAACAGCAGCCACCUGUUCACCGCCUCCGAUGAUCGGACUGUGAAGAUCUGGCGUGCACGUGGUGGACUAGACAGCACCUUAGAGGCGGGUGACAAUGCGGAUGAAGUGGCCAGUAACUAAAUCCCCGACUGCUGGGUUUGACUCUGGAAGGACGCUAACAGCAUCUUUUGAUGCUGCUGCCCUGCACUUUGACCCCUAACUUCUCAAGCCCAAUGCUGACUCCUAAAACACAUACCUUCUAUGCCAUGUAACCUUUAUGACUGAGCCAACAGGAUUUAAGCUCAUCUCAACAGAAACUAAUUCACACUCAUUCUUUUCUUAGACUCUGUAUGCUCAGAGAGUCAUGCUAAUCCGUUGUAGUUUACCGCAUUGUUAAUGACUCUUUGCAGCAUAAACCUUUUCUCUUUUGCGCUGUAGACGAGGCGUCACUGUUGACCAUGAUAGGAACUUGUACUAACAAGACUUUAAUUCAAGAGUUGAACACAACAAAGACACUCAUAGAAAUGAUCUCUGCUGCUCAGCUCUGUUCAGUGCUGAGUCAGGAGAAAGUACACCUGCAGGCACUCAAUUACCCACAAAAAGGGUAGCAGUGUGUUUUGUUAGAUUAGCCAUAAAUAGACAGAACGUUGAGUGUCAGAGGAGAAAAAGGCAGCAGAGCUAACGGGUUGGUAGCUGGUCUUCGCAACCCAGAUUGUUGAGAUUGUUUCUCUGCACUCGAAGCAGAACCAAUGUCCCCGUGCUCUCCCCCCCAAAAAAAAAAAACAAAAGUGGCUUUACUGUUUGUGAAAAAGACAAAUCACCGCUCCCCUUAACUUCCCCCUCUUUCUUUUGUGCUCCUCCCUCCUCAAUUUCUGCAGCUGUUUAAGAUCAGCGACCAAAAUUGUGCAAACUUGUCGUCUUUGCUGUCCUGCACUGCACUCGUGAAAAUAACAGUAACAGUUCCACUAAAAGCAAAAGUUCAACAUUUAGGAAAAUAUGCUUAUUUGCUUUCUUGCUGUGAUUUUGAUGCUAUAUUUGUUGAAUAUGAGACUACAGCUAGCAUCUAGUUAGCUUAGCUUAGCAGAGCCUCCAUAGCCUUGCUAGUUAACAAGUUAUAUGUUUAAAACUUAAUUUUAAAAAAAGGGUUAAAUUGGUUAAAACUUGUUGUUUUACAGGGGUUUAUGUGAGGGACUAUUUUUUUGGGGGGGGUCUUUCAGUCCCAGCUUUAUUCUUACACGUUUUUGUAUGAAUUAGACCAAAAAGUAGCACAGAGUUGAUUAGCUGCUGCUUGGCAGAUUUUGUUACCUUUUUUUACCUUUUGCUAAGCUAAGCUAAAUGGCUGCUUGCUGUAGCUGGUAUCGAUCUUCUCAUGUAACUUUUUGGCAGAAAGCAAAUUAGCGUAUUUUCAGAAAUGUUAAACUAUUCCUUUAACUCUUGAGCACUUGUGAAAACCGACACAGAGUCUUUGUUACACUUAAUCCUUAAAUGUGAGCAGGUUCAGCGUUUGUAUUCUACACUUGUUGUCCAUGUUUCAUCUCAUGUAAAAACCUAUGUUCACUCUUCACGUCGCAGUUAGCACUCACUAAACCUACACUACUGAGUUGUCGUUGAACUCCCAUGCUGCUAAGUCGUGUGAUCACCUUCAACCCCUAUAAGAGGGCUUCUUGUUAUGGACUCUGGGUGAGGUCCGCUCAGUACAGACAAUGUGUAUGUAUAUAUGUGUACUAGUAUCUUUUUGUUUUUGAAGAGGAGAGGCCUUCAGACUCUGCCCGUGUUGUGAGCCUAAUCACGUCGACUGACGUCUGUGUCCCUGUUCUGAUGCUUGCGGGGCCUUCCUGGAGACUCUCGUGGUCUCCCCUCAUGGUCUCCCUGAUGUAACUGAUCUGUCUGUUUGUGUGCUGUCACUUUUGAAUGUUGGGUGAAACAGCAGUUGUAGGCAUUAUUCGAUCACAUAUCUAAUGUAUGUAAACAAUGUAUUUUUAAAAAAUCUGACUGAAUGUUAGUUUUGUGGGACCACCGAUCUGAACGCAGUCUCACACGAGCCGAGAGGACCAGGAUUGGCAGAAGUUUCACGAGCAGUAUUAAAGCUUUUGACGGAGCUUUUCCUCCAAGGAGGUUGCAGGUUAUGUGUAGUGGCCUAUGGUUAGUUUUUUUUCUUUGUUUUGUUUGUUAUGCUGUCCCUGUUCCACAUAUCCUGGGCGUUCCCCCUCUGGAGUUUUAGUAGCCAUUCUCAAAUGGCAGACUCUGUAGCGAUUCUAAUGUCAGAUGCCUGGUGAGAAUAAAUGCCAUCUGUCAAAAACAA